Messenger RNA from Benincasa hispida (wax gourd), 1268 nucleotides. RefSeq names its product reticulon-like protein B2. The record is from RefSeq and is a predicted model, not a curated record. NCBI's taxonomy places the organism in Eukaryota, Viridiplantae, Streptophyta, Magnoliopsida, Cucurbitales, Cucurbitaceae. Gene Ontology annotation, biological process: response to bacterium.
AUUAAUAAUAAUAACAAAAAUGAAACCAAAAGGUGAUAAUCCAUUGAAUUUGAGUUGGUAGGUGUCCUCGAAGCUUUAUCCCCACGUGGAUGGUCUCCGGCGAAAACAGCCGUCGUAAUUCGACACUCUGCCGUUGCCACGUACUUUCAAAAAUCCUUCCACCUCGUUCACGCAUAUAAAAAAUUUCCUAUUCUCUUCCAAAUUUCUUCGAUUAUUUUUUUACUUUCCAAAGCACUACCGUUUGACAUUGACGAUGGCAGAACCUUCUGAAACCGCAGAACCGAAGACGGUGGAAAUCGCGGAUAAGAUUACUGAACCCCUUCCUUCUCUCCCGUCCUCCAAUUCCGACGAAGUGGACGCCUCUCCGCCGUUGCCGACUGAGGAGGCGGCGGCGGAGGGAUCUGAAAUGCUGGGGAAAAAGCAAUCUGUUCAUCGUGUUCUUGGCGCCGGAAAACCUGCGGACGUGUUGUUAUGGCGGGACAAGAAAGCCUCGGUUGCAGUUCUUGGCGGAGCAACGAUAAUUUGGGCGUUUUUCGAAGUGCUUGAAUAUCAUUUGCUUCCUAUUUUAUGUUAUGCCUUGAUAUUGGUUGUUGCUCUCUUGUUCCUUUGGUCCAAUGCCCAUUUUUUUAUCUACAAGAGCCCACCUCAUCUUCCUGAAGUUCGUAUUAAGGAGGAGCCGUUGCUGCAUGUAGUUUCUGCAGCAAGGAUUGAGAUCAAUAGGGCCAUUGCGAUGUUGCGCGAUAUUGCAUCCGGGAGAGAUGUGAAGAAGUUUUUUGCUGUGGUAGUUGGCUUGUGGGUGUUAUCAGUUGUGGGAAAUUGGUGCAAUUUUUUGACCUUGUUUUAUAUAGUUGUCGUAUUGCUGCACAUGGUACCGGUCUUUUACGAGAAGUACAAGGGUAAAAUAGACUCAUUUGCUGAAAAGAUCGUGGCCGAGAGUAAAAAGAAGUGUGCGAUUUUUAACGAGAAAGUUGCAAGUAAAUUUUCCAAAGGACAGUUAAGAGACAAGAAGGAUUGAAAGAAAGGGAGGAAAAGGUAGAUUCUCAUAUAAUUCUGUCAAGUGAAAGAAAGUUGCCUCUUUUUGCUUGCUGAUUUGUGUAAAUGUUUUGAUUUGAAGUUCAAACCAGCUUUAUAUGUGGUUGUACAUAGCAAACUCUUAGUCGAAGGUUUUUUCUUUUCUUUUUUUUUUUUCUUUUUUUUUUUUUUUUUGGAAAUUUCAUUUGGUACAUGGAUUUUUACAGUGUUAUGAAUAAUGUGGUUGUUUGUGUUGA